GGAGCUAAUUGUUUCUUUUAUGGGUUGUCGCCUUUCGUCGUCGAACAAUGAAAAUCUGCUCACACCAACAGACGCCGGAAACAGUGAAAUGCCUACUACGAGUCACCAGCCGACCGUGGACUACAAAGCGCGCCUUGAGCGGAAGCAGUGCCUGGCCAAAGAGACGCCGGAACCGAUCUACGACUUGGAAGACUGCAAUCUGAAAGAUGUGCCUGCGGGCGUGUUCGUCAUGUGCAAGGUGCUGCGGAAGGAGGCGCUCACGCUGGCCAGCAACAAACUUUCCUCCCUGGCCGGCGGGGGCGUGCUGGAAGACUUAGUUUUACUGCAAUCGUUAAAUCUAUCGUACAAUCGAUUCAAGAAGCUGCCGGAUGAUAUUUACAAACUAGAAAACCUCAGGGAACUAUUUUUAUCUAACAACGCCUUGGAGAAGCUGCCGGUGACGAUGGGGCGACUGAAGAAGCUAGAGCUGCUGAACCUGGCAGCGAACAAUCUUUCGACGGUGGAACAGUUAGCGUUCAUGACCAAUCUUAGAAUGCUGGACAUCAGCAACAAUGUGCGUCUUUCGCAGCUGUCCAAUCAGCUGGCAACGUGUGAUAAUCUCGUAGAUAUUGUACUCGAUACGGAGCGCAUAGUGUACCCGCCGGCGGACGUAACGGCCGGUGGGACGUACGCCAUCGUCAAAUACCUUUCGACCGGGGAAAUUCUUCCGGAAGACUCGGUCCCUGUAACGCACCCGAAGGCAAACAUCGGCAGCAGCAGCACAGCGUUUAUUAGCAGCGAACGGGGAGGUGAACAGCGCCAGCAGGAACUGGCCCGGGAGCGCUUGGAGAAGGAGCGUAAGUUUCUCGAACGUGAACGGUUAGCGUUCGAGAAGGACGUACUGACGGAGAGCAAGCUGCACGAGGAGCAACAGCGCAAGAAGCAGCUCCUUCUGCAGCAACUGCUCGAGCAGCAGAAUCAAAACGACACCCAGGUGAAUCGGUUGCAGCGCGAGAAGCAAACGGAGCGUGAGCGGUUGAUCGAUAACAUCAUACAGGAUGAAUUGCGUUCCAACGAGCUGGUGAACAAUCUGCUAACACUAAAGAACGGUCCCGACCCGGCGUUCCUGGAGCGGGAACGUGAGGAACAGAACCGGUUGAUCGAGGCGCUACGCAUCAAGCAGAACGAUCUGCGCAAACAGGAGAUUUUGACCGCGAUGACGGAUUUGCUAGAAAACGAAAUCAACAUCAUACAGAACUUUCACAAUCAGCGUGAUCAAUCGUCUCGCAAUCUGCUGGAGAGCGAGUGCGAAACAAACAAUCUGCUCAACAACGUGUUUCUCAACUAUGACAAAAAUCGUCAGGAAGUGAUCGACCAGAUCACGGUAGACGAGGACAUACAGAAGAGCGCUGUGGCCGCACUGAUCGCACGGAACGAUUCGCGCACCUGGGGUUUGGUGGAGCAGGUGCGCAUCGUCGAGUCGCAACUGGCCGCCCUGACGCUGUACGAGAUCGAACGGAAGAAAACCAACCAAGACGACCAAAUUAUCAAUCUUACGGAGCAUCGUAUCAAUUUGACCUACGUUCUAACGGAUUUGCUCAAGCAGCAGGACCAACGCAAGCAACAGCUUCUGGAGACGCUCAAAAUAAUCGAGAAGCAAAACGAAAGCGAACGGCAAUCCGACUUCUGGCUGCUGCAGUACCAGCGGCUGCUCGAUCGACAGCCCACGGAGUUGUCCAACGGAAGCGCAUCGAUUGAUCCGGUGCUCGGCUAUCAGUUCUUGGUGAACGGAGUGGUGCACUGUUUGCCGUUUUUGUCUAAAAUCUGGCAAAACAAAGACAAAGAGCUAUGCCAGGUGUGCGACGCCGACUUGAUCGCGGCCGGUGUGCAGAACCCGACCGAUCGCCGUGGAAUUCUGCAGUCGAUUGCAAGCUACUACGAUUAUUUGAAUGGCAGAAUCGACUAUCCGGAGGGAGAAUCGGUCGCUGGUACGCCCAUGGCAACGGCACCCGUGGACAUGGAAUCCGACGAUGAUCGUGCACCGAGUACGAGUCGAAGCGAAAGGGAGGCAGUAACACCGAGCGUUCCAGAUACACCGCCCAUGGUCGGCGAAGGUGGUGCGAUCAGCCCAGUAACAGCUCAAUUCGCCGAAUGCGUUAUCUGUAUGGAGCAAAUGGUACAAGUGAUAUUCCUGCCCUGCGGACACAUGUGCUGCUGUGCAGUGUGUCACACCGAGGUCCAUGAUUGCCCCAUGUGCCGGGCGUACAUUGAACGAAAAAUCAAAGUCAUACAGCCUUAAGGCAGCCCCAGGUGGACGUGGAAUGCAAGGCAAGGUUUUCUCUAUUUCACUAUCCGUUCCAUUUCGCGAAACGCAGCAAUAAAUCGGAUGAAAACACGUCACAGUCGGUUCAUCGAAGCGGAGCAAUACCAAUGCAUUAGUCAAAUUAUCUCCCAUUUUCAUCUCUAGUCACGUAAAGACAUUCAGCAACCCGUAAGGUGGCAACCUGGUGAAGGGAUACUAUUAAGCGGAAAACUCAAAUUAAAUAACAAACAUGUAAACGGAAUUCUUAUAGAUCUAAUGAGAAAACUAAGAGAUUCGCACGAAUUGAAGAGAAGGAAGACAGGAGAAGAUGCCUUUCCUACGUAAGAAAGCAAACAAACCGUAAAGUUACGAUAUCACUACGUACGUAGCGUUUAAGGAUAAGAAAAAAACACCAAAAGCCAUACUGUGGCACUAUUACUCUAUUUCUUCUAGCUUAAGAACACACGCCAACAUUUAACCUUAUCCAUUCGUGCAUUUUUGAGGUAUCGCGUUGGAGGUUUUGUUAAGUUUGUACGAGUUGAUUGCAAUGUUGUUCUAUUACUACUACUAGCCACGAAGCAAAAAGACACCUUUUGAGCCCAGAAAGCCGUUUAAACUAUACUCUUACCAUUAAAACAAGCCACGCUUGUGCCAUUCAUAAGAUUACUAAGUACUAACUUGUUUUGUUGCAAACCCAAGGUUUCUAUCGUCGUUAUUGUAGUGGUGACAUUCACGAUUGUUUCUGGAGCACCAAUUCAUUGUAGAGAGUGCCUUUCACUGUUCGAUUCAUAACUGCGUCCGUUCAGAAUGAAGCACACUUUCCCUUGCAAACAAAAAGAUGGAAUUCAGUUUUUACCAGACCAGAGAGUUUCUAAAACGGCACGUGGAAACAUUUAACUGUAAGUGCUUGCUUCAUCGAAUAGCUUAAUCGCUUAAGCGACAUUUUACCGCUACCCUCGCUGAUCGUGUUUGGUAAGUUUCGUAAUUUGUCAUAAGAGCGUUUUAAUAAAAUUUUA
Molecule: messenger RNA, 3297 nt
Organism: Anopheles bellator
Lineage: Eukaryota; Metazoa; Arthropoda; Insecta; Diptera; Culicidae
Product: E3 ubiquitin-protein ligase LRSAM1-like
Exons: 6
Coding region: 20-2278 (752 amino acids)
Molecular function (GO): protein binding
Source: RefSeq, a predicted model, not a curated record